Messenger RNA from Zootermopsis nevadensis, 1311 nucleotides. Lineage: Eukaryota; Metazoa; Arthropoda; Insecta; Blattodea; Termopsidae. The record is from RefSeq and is a predicted model, not a curated record.
AUGGCUGAGCAUCAAAGUACAACCAUACAGACUUUCUUGUCACCUUAUGUAAGACAUUUACUGGUAGAAAUUGGGGAUAAAAUCCAGAAUAAUUCAGAAACAAAUAUGCCCAACUUGUAUGUUACUUCAAAUAAUACAUUUAACUGGAAAGAAAUAAAUAUUUUACUUGGAAAUUUGUCAGAUUGCUUUAAUAUUCACAAUCAGCCAGGAGAUUGGUUUAACACAGUAGUUCACAAUCUCUGGCCUGUGUUUAUUGAAGCUCACAAAAGCAUUAGAAAUUGUACCCAUCAACAACUUGAACAAGUGUGGAAACUGUCACAAUGGACCAGGAAGGAAAAUGAAAUCCAAGAGUGUUACAAACAUUUUAGUAAUUAUUCUCCAACUGGAACUGUUGAAGUAAUUUUGCUUCUUACUUCAAUACUGGAGCGCUCCUUAGGAAAUGUUUUUCUGUUAAAAGGUCAUAAUGUUCCAUUCCUUUUCAAAGAUCUCUUGUCAACUAAGGAGUUGGCUUCUAUCCUGGGGACUUUUCCUACUGUGUUUAUACAAGUGUUGCUAGGAACACCAGUAGCACUGAAUCUUCGUAAUAUAACAUGGCAUGGAUUUCCAUGUCCUCAUGAAAUUAAGCCUGAACUUGGUGCUGUAUUUUUCUUGGUCAUUGCUUCAAUUGGAGAGAUACUAGCAACUAAACACUUCACUGUCAAUUCCUUGCCAUGUCGUCCUCAAGUGUCUACCUUGAUUUACCAUUCAAAUUUGUUAGAAGGAUGUUUCCCUGACUUGCUGACAUACAAGACAGAAAUAAGAAACAUAUUACUUAAUUCACAUCAUAUUGCACACUCGCAUCUUUUGUACUGGGAGGCCAUACUGGAGCAUUAUUUCAAAUCAAGGUAUGAUAAGUGUCUGCUGCUACUGCUACCCCAAAUUGAACAGGUGCUUCGAAGCAUCUUCUGCUGGGCUAAUGGCUGCCCUGAGAGAGUGCUUACAGCUGAAUCAACGUCAUUUUACACAACACUUGAUGAAAUACUGGCAGAGAAUAUAAAUGACAUGAAAAUUAAUAAAGUGAGAGCAGUUUUAGGUGACUGUCUCAUUGAAAUGUUGCAGGAUAUUUUUGUGCAUCAAAAAGGACCAAGAAUAAGGGACAAGAUUAGCCAUGGUGAAUGUGAUUUAUGUGAUGUUACACAAACUCUUACAAAUCACAUUAUUUGUGCAACACUGGCAUUAAUUAUAAAAGCAAGAGAAGAGGAAACAAAUGUAGAAGACAGUUCUGGCCUCCAUAGCAUUACCAAACUUGUGACAGAUGAACUCCUUGCUUAA